Molecule: messenger RNA, 3699 nt
Organism: Acytostelium subglobosum LB1
Lineage: Eukaryota; Evosea; Eumycetozoa; Acytosteliales; Acytosteliaceae
Exons: 6
Coding region: 1-3699 (1232 amino acids)
Biological process (GO): sexual reproduction
Source: RefSeq, a predicted model, not a curated record
AUGAUCAAUGAUGUGUUUAGGAGCGCCAACAAUGGAGAUUACUAUUGUUCCACCAAUCUGUUUGCAUGUGGAAUCGCACCCCUUCGACCAGCCGGCCCCACCUCCUCCCUCUUCCAACUAUUCGUCUAUCCAAAUCAACUGGGCAACAGUUAUGACUACACCCAGCCCAUCACAAUCACCGUCACCAACAAUGGCAGAGCAGCCAACGUUAACUUCCCACCACUAACCAACAAUACCAGUAGCGCGACUCAGACCUGCUUACUAUUCAACAACAACUUUGGUACAGGUGUUGUACCCACUCGAUACAAUCCAAUCUACACGACAAUGAUCACAUCACAUCCCGGAGCCACCUACUUUCUCCAGCGCAACAUCACCGGUGAUCAAUUUGGAUUCUUCAAGGUCAUCAAGCCAGUUCAAAACACUCAAGAUGGUCUUAUUCAUACAUUAGCACUUGCACAAGUUGAUGAGAAGCAGGAGAUAAGCCUCAAAGAGGCCCUCAGCUCUCAAACAGCGUCGGUCAUGUCAUAUGACCAAGCAACUCUCAAUCCACCUCAACCAGUUGUCUCGACUUCGAUGGGCGCCAUUCUGACCUUGGACAUUAGGUAUAAUAUUAUAAUCACAUUACCAAGCUAUAGACAAUGUACCUUUUCACCAUUGAGCACUUAUGGAAUGGACACCAACUUCACCUAUCCAUUUGGUGUAUCUCAUGUUUCCAGUGGCGGCAUAACCAAACUAUCCUUCUCAUUCUACGCCAGUAGAUAUAUCCCCGACUCUGCGCCACCCAAACAACUCGACUGCUACUUUGGCAGUCCAAGUAUACCAUUCGUAUCAGGUUCCACAUUUAAUCUUCCCGACACUACUCCACCAUCAAUUCAAACAUUGGAAUUGGUACCUGUUGGAGGAAAUAAGUACUUGUUGCGAUCCACUUUGGGCGAUAAUGAAUCUGGAUUCGUCAGGAUGUUGUUGUUCUUCUCAUCUGGUGAACUGUAUAGUCUGGAUCACACUGAUCGUUAUCAAGGUAGUUCACAACUGGGAAAGUAUGAGAAGUUAGUUACACUGAACUGUCCAUCUGGUGAGCAACCCAAGUACUCUGCCUUCAUCUUUGACAAGAAACAAGCAGCCAUCAUGGAUUUCGGAUAUAAUGCUGGAUCAUUCGGACAUCCAUAUGGGUUCACAACCUCUCAAUUUGUGAUUGGAGCUGAAGAUCUGUCAGUGUUCUACUUUGAUAAUUAUUUAAUGAAUGUUAGUUCAACUCACAUGGUCAACACAUUGUAUCUCAACUCAACAAAGAUUAUACCAUCAUGGAUAGUGACUUUGGUUUAUGGUUCAAUUGCAGAGAAUCAAUAUUAUGAAGCUGCAGCAACAUAUGAUGUUAAGAGAUCACUCUUUGUCAUACAGUUCAUGGUACCUGGCAAGACAAUGACAAGACAAAUGCAAUACUACAUCAGAGUACAAUUGCCAGGUGACAACUUCUACCUCCCCUCAACCAAUACCCAAGGUUUAUUCGCCGCUAACCUAAUCUCCAGUGACCUCAUCAUGAAGAAGUUCCCAACAACCUCUGUCAUCAGCAUCAUCUCAACAUAUGGUGAUGAGAUGCCACCAAUGAUCACAUCUUGUGUUGCCCACCCAUCUAGGUCGGUCGCCGUAGUUACUGGAUCAACGAGCAUUGGUUGGAACAUUACGAUUGAGGACUCACCAAAUGGAUUCUCACGUGGAGUGAUCAAUGUUGUCAGUGACAUUGAUGGUCUUGAGAGAAGAUUCGAGAUCACACCAGCCAACAGGACAAGUGGCGACUUGUUCAAGGGCACCUACCAGAUCCUGUUUGCAGUCGACUCCAACUUUGGCAAUCAAACCUUCACAUUCCUCGAUAUUGAACUGUUUGACACUUCGAUGAAUCGUGCACAAUACCUCACAUACUCGAGUGAUCAAAGACUUGUCUCACCACUCUCAUACCUCAUGGAAGCGGACAAGAUACUCGAGUUCAAUAUCCAGCUGACCACAUCAUCAACGGACAUCACACCACCAACUGUGGUGACAAUGGAGACACUCACACCGACUGUGGACGUUGGAUCACAUAUGCGCCAGGUCCAAGUCAGAUUCAUGGUACGCGAUACAGGAAGUGGAGUCAGCAUGCGUCACAUGCCCGCCAUCUACAUCACUGGAUACUUGUUCGAGACAUUCAAGUUAGAUACAACAUUCAUCUCUCAAUCGGGUACCGACUACUCAUUCAUGGCAACAGGCCAACUACCAUAUGGCUUUGCUGUCAGCACCAUUGGCCCGAACGGUAACUCAUCAACAUUGGCAUUUGUAUCAAUAUAUGGUCUUGUGGACAACAGCCAGAACUUGAUUGGAUACAGUACAGUUGAUUUGGACGUUGGUAUUCCCGAUGUGAACAAGACCAUUGCCAUCAAGUACACUCACAACAUACCAAUAAUUGAGGAUUACUCGAUUGAUAAUGGAGUGAUCACAAUAUUUGGAAAGAACUUUGGUGAUGACAUUGCUUUGAGUGACUUAACCAAAGGAAUGAGCUUCACAAAGACAUUUGGAUCAGUUGUGAUUGCAGCGUUCAACAUUACCGAGGUCGAUACCACCAAGGUCAACAUCACACUCCAACUCAGCACCAAUCAAUACUCUUCCAAUAUUGUUGUCAUCCAAUACCGUGUUCCACCCACAACACCCAUAGUCAUACCAACAGUCAGCUGUCCAGGCAACCCACCAUGUUCCAACCAUGGACUAUGCUCGUCCACCUUUGGAUGUCAAUGUACUGGUUCAUGGUAUGGCCAAGAUUGUUCAUCAGAGUCGAUACCUUCCACCCCAGUCAUCAAUGAUGAUACUCCAACAAUUGUUUACGCGUAUAAUAUCUCUGGUGAGACUAUUAUUGGUGACAUUGAGAUUGUUCGAGUGAGGAUACUCAAUACAGAUGGUGCAGAGUUGGCAUCAUAUCCAUUGUCACAAUGGAGUGUAACAAAUCUAUCCGCUCAAUCACGUGACUACACCACCAGGUAUGGACCAAGUGAUAAUAUUGGAAUGAUCAAGGUCAAUGUCAAAUGGUUCACUGAAGACGAGGAUGUCAAGUUCGCCGGCGACAUUCUCCCAAUCAAGAGGAACACCAUCAAGUACACCAUCACACUGUCCAACUACACAUUCCCAAGUCAGUUGGAUUCGAUGCAAGUUGUGAUGAGGGCUGCCAUCAACACGACAGACUCCAACUCGUGCUCUGUCCAGCAAUAUGGCUAUGUCAAUGGAUCACAAGACAACUUGUUCUGGAUGCGAGUCAAGGUGCAGAGUUACAGUCUGUAUGGUCACUUCAUCCAGAAGGCAUUGGUCGAUGGACGAGUCAGCACUGUGACCAAUGUACUCGUCUCUGAUCAAUCACAAUCAGUGAAUGACACACAGUCAUCACAGACAAUGAUUGGAUUCAAUGUUCGCAGCUUUGAACAACAGGCCAUUCUCGAUCCAGACUUCCAUUUAUUGAUGGAUAUCGAUAAUGCUGAAUCGAAUGAUGGUGCUGUGUGUAAUCACAGAUCAUCAUCAAAGAAGUUAUCAACACUGGCCAUCGUUGGAAUUGCUGUACUAUGUGUUGUAGUUGUUGUUGCCAUUAUUGUAUCUGUUCUAAUAUGGAUAUAUAGAGAGAGAAAGGUUAUAUUUAUAUUUAAACUUAUGCGAUUGGGAAGGAAGUCAAACGUCAAUCAAAAAUAA